AUGAUGCAUAAAAACAAAACAACUAUGGAAAAAACGCUUUCCAAAUCUUUAUAUUUGGUGAAACUUCGCGGGAUUUUAUGCGGUGAACCGAACUGCUUCCACGAGUGGUUCCAAAAUUGCGAUCAUAACAGCAAUCCAGUUAAACAGCAUAUUGAGCUUUUUGACAUUGUCUACCCAGCUGUUCGCAAUACGAUAGGGGUUAAUAUGGCUGGUGCAGCCGACCGCAGGAUAUUACAACGUGCCUAUCGGGUCUACUGCCAUUUGAUCCUCACAAAAAUCGUCAUGGGCAAUCAGGACACUGAAGUAGAACUUUCUACUUUGAAGUGGUGGAUGAAGAGUGCGACAGCUCUGGUGGAAACCCAGUUUCCCAAUGUUGAAAGUGCCUUCAUUUUCUGUAGUUCGGCGAAAUGUGAUGAAAACGGCUUCUUCUUCACUACCAAUUUCAAAGGUGCUUCCGCCAUAGCCAAAUUCACCUUCUGCGAAGGUAUGAAUCACGAUGAGAAAUGGCACGUUUCGGUAACAGCCUGUGGUGUCGUUAUGGGUGACAAACAUUUAAGAAAACUUGUUGAAGCCGCAAUUUAUCGUCGAAUGUCUUUGUGUGAAUUCAUCGAAACCCUACUGUGGCCCUUUAUGUAUCGCCUAAGCAUGACCAAGAACGAAAAGUAG
Messenger RNA from Haemonchus placei, 666 nucleotides. NCBI's taxonomy places the organism in Eukaryota, Metazoa, Nematoda, Chromadorea, Rhabditida, Trichostrongylidae. The record is from the annotation of a GenBank genome assembly.